AUGUCCCGAUUCGACUACGAGAAGGUUUCAAGCUUGCUUAGCGCGUUUAUUACCACCGACGAGGCAAAGGUCGCCGAGAUUGCUCGUUUUAUCAGUCCUGGCGACGAAGAAAGAUGUCCAUGUGAGAAUGAUGUUUGCACGGGAUUAAGAAUUAUCUUUGCGACGUUAUUCUUAUUGGGGAAACAAGAAUUGAUAUUGGAAAUUUAUCAGUCAUCGGUUCGAAUAUGCGAUGGAGCUUGGCCAUGCAGCGAUCCGACUUCACCGACCUACUCUACUCGGGCUGCUGAGGCUCUUCGGGAAGUCCUGAGACACCUAGAUGCACAUGAAGAUGAGCUCUUCCACCAGCUGCAAUGGCAAAUGAGGUCUCCGUACUUCAGGAGGGGCAAAAUAUCUACAGAGCAGCCUUAUCGCCUAUUGCAGGAUGAAGUGACGUUGCCGUGGUCGGAGCUCAGUAUGCAGGGGAAGAUAUUAGAUGGUCAAGUUUCUUUUGUGCAAAGAAUCAAGAUUCACCAAGAUCAUCACGAACUACAAGCCCAAACUGAGCAUUUUGCCUUGAAAAUCCUCGACAAGCGACACACCAUUGAUGCUGCUGAAACAUCUUUCAACGAUGAGAUUGCUGCCAACCAGAGAACGAAACAUUCCCGGAUAACGCCACUGCUCGCUGCCUUCAGACACCGAAAUCGAUUCUAUCUCCUGUUCCCUUGGGCUGACGGCGGCAGUCUCCUUGACCUAUGGAAAAAGCAUGACUUACACUCACACUUUCCCGGCCAUUGUCCGCCUUGGUACUCCGUUCGGUGGAUGAUAGAACAAUGCUAUUACAUCGCCGACGCCUUGGCCACGGUACAUGGCUAUGAUUCCCGAGAGGGAGGGCAUUCCUCCGAAGCACAGCUUCAUCUCGAUAUCAAGCCAGAGAAUAUCGUCUGCUUCGGAAAACCUCGGAACGGAAAUAUCUCUUACGAAUUGAAGCUGACGGAUUUUGGUCUGUCCAAGCCUUUUGAUAGGGGUUCUCCGCAACGGCCGAGGCAGAAGGCAGAGACGAAGACAUAUCGACCGCCCGAAAGAGACCUUGAGGGGACCAAAGUGGACGAAAUGUUCGACAUAUGGUGCUUGGGAUGCCUAUUUCUCGACUUCAUCACAUGGGCUCUAGAGGGGUCGGGCGGAGUCGAAAGGUUCCGCGAAAGCCGUCUUCAAGAAAUGGAUGAGGUUGAUGUCGAUCUAGAGUUCGGUCCGGUACAGGAAGAUACUUUCUUCAAAAAGAGGGUGCAACGAUGGGUAUGGUGGUGGCCAAGACAAUUUUCCCGCACCAUUGUUGCAGAUCUAAAGCCGUCCGUGAUUUCGCAAUUCCAACAUCUCCGAUACCUUGCAACAGAUGAACCUGACCUAGAGAGAUUCCUUGGUCUCGUCCAAUCGAGAAUGCUGCUCAUCGACGGCAAUGCGCGAGCAACGUCGAAUGAGGUGCGAAAUACCAUGCAUGUAUGGAAGCAGAGCUUCACAGAGCAAGCAGUCCAGACUUGA
This is a messenger RNA of Colletotrichum orchidophilum, 1515 nucleotides long. RefSeq names its product serine/threonine protein kinase. Lineage: Eukaryota; Fungi; Ascomycota; Sordariomycetes; Glomerellales; Glomerellaceae. Gene Ontology annotation, molecular function: protein serine/threonine kinase activity; ATP binding. Gene Ontology annotation, biological process: peptidyl-serine phosphorylation; peptidyl-threonine phosphorylation. The record is from RefSeq and is a predicted model, not a curated record. The transcript has 3 exons. Bases 1 to 1515 code for a protein of 504 amino acids.